AUGCAUGAGCAUAUCGUAAAAAGUUUCCUCACGCCGUUCGACGAUGGUUUCCUUCUUGCAAUGAGCGCUGUAGAACGCCCAUUGCAACCUGUGAGCCUCCCCACGAGCCAGCUCCAGAUCUACAUCCAAUUUGAAGACUUGAAUUUCCGUGCGAAGUACUUCAACUUCGCCUAUGCUUUGGAUACGUUUUUCGUAGUUGCCAUUAUUAUAAUAAAUAUUACAAUGAUGAUUACACUCAAAAGAAAAUAUCGACUGCGGAAAUCUGCCUCAUACUGUGCUUCCUUAAAUCAGAAGGUGUUGUCGGAAAAGCAGCGUCAGGAGAACAAUCUCACAAUCGUCUCAGUUGUCACGUGUGCUAUUGAAAUAGCAUAUUACUUAUAUAUUUUGUAUGCUUUUCUCAUUCAACCCCACCUGAAUACCAGGGUGUUCUACUUACUGUACAACGUCUUCAAUGACAUCUAUGCCGGCGCCUCAGCUUGGUUGAUUCUAUCGUUCUCAACGACACUGCAGCAGCACCUCCGCAAUCAGUUGAGAUGUGCGCCAUUGAGCCGACUACAGCACCAUGUUACCAUCAAAAUUCCAAUGUCAUCUGCAUCUCACUUGACGUUACGACGACCAACUGAGCGUUCGUCUUUCAUCAACUCCUAG
This is a messenger RNA of Ostertagia ostertagi, 648 nucleotides long. Lineage: Eukaryota; Metazoa; Nematoda; Chromadorea; Rhabditida; Trichostrongylidae. The record is from the annotation of a GenBank genome assembly.